Molecule: messenger RNA, 447 nt
Organism: Ochlerotatus camptorhynchus
Lineage: Eukaryota; Metazoa; Arthropoda; Insecta; Diptera; Culicidae
Exons: 1
Coding region: 1-447 (148 amino acids)
Source: RefSeq, a predicted model, not a curated record
AUGGUGGGAAUGUUUGUUGCCGAAAUAGAGGCAGCCAUAAACAAGGUCGAUGCUACAUUCUACGUAGCCGAAAACGGAAUGCAAAGUCUUCUGGGAGAUGAAACGGCCAAAAGGCUUAAGGUGUUAAAGAUCGGCUACAACGUUGGUUCGGUCCAAGAAAUUCCAGCUGCAUUUCCGAAGAUCAAAGGAGUUCUUGUUGAGAUUCCAGUGAACCCCGAUGUCAAACCCGUACAGCAACCAUACCGUCGUGCUCCAUUCGCAUUGGAGGACAAAAUUGCGGAAAAACUUCGAUAUCUACAGAACCAGGACAUUAUUGAACGGGUGCAGCAACCGUCGGCAUGGGUUUCCCCAAUUGUACUAGUUGUGAAGGAUAAUGGUGAGAUACGUCUAUGCGUCGACAUGCGUAGAGCAAAUCAAGCUCUAGGGAAACGCACCCACUGCCAAUAA